AUGUCUCGACCCCCAGUCAAGUCGCCGACCCCCUCAAAAGCAACAAUCGCAGCACCAUCUCGCAGCCAGCGCGCCCAACGCUCUGAUCACCACGCCGCUACAGCAGCCACGCCGCCACCCCAGCGCCGAAACCAACGGCACCGUCCCCAGCGGCUCAGGGCCCACCUCGCCAGCCCGGUGGACCUGGCGCACUGCGACAUCCCCGUCGUCCUCUGCUGCCUCGCCUCCGGGCUGUGCGACGCGUCCGCCUUCGCGGCCUGGGGCUGCUUCGUGUCCAUGCAGACGGGCAACUCGGUCUUCCUGUGCCUGGGCGCGUCGCGCCUCCCCGCGGGCGGCGAGCCCUACGGCUGGGCCAAGUCGCUCAUCUCCAUCGCCGCGUUCGUGGCCGGCUCGCUGUGCUGGGCCCAGGCGUCGCGCCGCGCCGGGCCCACGCGCCGGGCCACGCUGGCGGGCAGCUUUGCGGUACAGGUUGCGUUCACGGCGGUUGCGGCGGCGCUGGUGCAGGCGGGCGUCGUGCCGUCUUCUAACAGCAACGGUAACAGCAGCGGGCCGGGGCGGGACUCGCAGGAGUUCCUGGAGCGCGUGCCCGUGGCGCUGCUCGCGUUCCAGUCGGCCGGGCAGCUUUCUACGGCGCAGCUCGUCGGCGUCGGGGAGGUACCUACGGUGGUGCUCACCAGCGUCUACUACGGCCUGGCUGCGGACGCGGGCUUCUUCCGGGGGAGGAAUGUGCACCGUGACCGGAGGAUAGCUGGGGUUAUCGCCUUCUUCGCCGGGGCCAUCUCGGGCGGGUGGCUGGAGAGGAGCCGGGGCGGCAUUGCUGCUGCUCUGUGGAUCUCGGCGGCCGUGAAGUUGGGGAUUGCUGUGAGCUGGCUGUUCUGGAAGGCGGAAAAGACUGGUGAUGGAUAG
Molecule: messenger RNA, 906 nt
Organism: Diaporthe citri
Lineage: Eukaryota; Fungi; Ascomycota; Sordariomycetes; Diaporthales; Diaporthaceae
Exons: 1
Coding region: 1-906 (301 amino acids)
Source: RefSeq, a predicted model, not a curated record